AUGUUUUGAAUUCAAAAGAGUGCGCGUAGACAGGUUCGCUUUUGCAAUGGGGUUUACCUGCAAUGGGGUUUACCUAAACCCCAAAAUUUUGCUGCAACAAGCUUUGAGCUUCGCCUGCUUCGCCUACCCUGACAUCUUCACUGUUCAACUUACCAAACUUUUCAAGGCUCUUCUUCCGUUCCGGGCAGUUUGGCUUGUUUCCACAGUAAGAUUUAAAAGUUGCAAAACGCAGGAUCCUUAACGACUGUGCCACCACCUUUUUUGAGUGUUAUUAAUUGUGGAAGAUAGUGGUGCGGUUGACGGCAGACAUGCUGCGGCGUAACGCGCGCUUGCGACGGGAGUACCUUUAUAGGAAGAGCCUUGAGGGCAAGGAGCGAGCGGUCUAUGAAAGGAAGCGGAAGAUCAGGGAGGCGCUUGCGGAGGGCAAGCCAAUUCCAACUGAGCUGCGGAACGAGGAGGCGGCCCUGCGGCAAGAAAUCGAGUUAGAAGAUGAUGUCACAGCAGAGCAGCGCACGCACAUAGAUGAUGAAUAUGCCAGGGCGGGAGAGAGGGACCCCAAAAUUUUGCUCACAACGUCGAGGGAUCCGAGCAGCCGCCUCACGCAGUUUGUCAAGGAGCUCAAGAUCGUGUUUCCGAACGCCCAGCGCAUCAAUCGGGGCGGGCAAGUCAUCUCCCAGAUUGUCGAGGCCUGCCGCUCGAACGAUUUUACCGACAUCGUAAUGGUCCACGAGCACCGAGGGGAGCCGGACGGUCUGGUCGUGUGCCACUUACCGUUCGGACCGACGGCCUACUUCGGACUGUCCAACGUGGUCACGCGGCACGACAUCAAGGACCGUGCGGCUGUCGGGACGAUGUCGGAAGCGUUUCCGCACCUGAUCCUGAACAAUUUCAACACAAAGCUCGGACUGCGAACCCAGAACAUCCUCAAGUUCCUCUUCCCCGUCCCCAAGGAUGAGUCAAAACGGAUAAUCACCUUUGCCAAUCAGAGCGACUACAUCUCCUUCAGGCACCACAUAUACGAAAAGCCGAAAGGUGCCAAGUCCGUGGAGCUUAAGGAAGUAGGACCAAGGUUUGAGCUCCGGCUGUAUCAAGUAAAGCUAGGCACGAUGGAUCAGUCAGAGGCGGAGGAUGAGUGGGUCAUCCGGCCGUACAUGAACUCCGCAAGGAAACGGACAGCCCUGUAGCAGAAGCGCUCUUCAGGGUCCAAGAUAUAUUGUCACUCACAUUCUGCACGCAAGUCGUUCUCUAAGCUAGGUUGCUAGCCAAGAUAUGCUCUAUGUAAUUCGUCUGUGGCUGGUCAAGGAGACCCAUGCCACGGUUGCUGAAUGACGGUAGAUACAUCUGAUCGAAUUGUUGCAACGUUUAGUUUUGCUUGCCUAAUAUAGUUGGCGACGCCCUUUUGGUAAGCAUUGUAUUGCGCUAAAAUCCGUGAUUGGCAAUUAGGCAAAUGUAUACGAUAUACGUACAUGCAUGGC
This is a messenger RNA of Klebsormidium nitens, 1475 nucleotides long. The record is from the annotation of a GenBank genome assembly. Lineage: Eukaryota; Viridiplantae; Streptophyta; Klebsormidiophyceae; Klebsormidiales; Klebsormidiaceae.